This is a messenger RNA of Paramecium octaurelia, 1977 nucleotides long. The record is from the annotation of a GenBank genome assembly. NCBI's taxonomy places the organism in Eukaryota, Ciliophora, Oligohymenophorea, Peniculida, Parameciidae.
AUGGAUAACUAAUAUUUGAUCGAAGAACCUUAAAUUCUCAACUAUGAACAUUAAAAUCCAUAAAGAUCAUAAGAAAAAUUUAGAAGUUUAAAAUCUUAAAAUGAGUAAGAUGAAAUUUAACAAAUCAAUAAGCCUCAAUUAAAGAAUUUAAAUUCAUCUUCUAUUUAAGGUUUUUCUCAUUAAUAGAGUGUGAUAGGUCAAGAGAAUCAAGAUGAUGACUGUAAUUUAUUUUAACAAGAAAAAUAAAAAAAAAAUAUUAUUGAUAACCUGUAAGGUGAAUAAUAAUAAAUCUCACUUUAAUAAUUUCAUUAAAAAGGAGAGAUAUUUAUUGAAAAUGAAUCAAAUAUUGCUGAAGAUUAGAUACAUCGAAAGAAAAUUCUGAAAAAAAAUGAUGAGAAAGAGCUCAAAAAUGAUGCCCAAAUGAAUAAUAAUUACAAAACUAAGGAUAGUAAACAAGUGUCAAUGAAUCUCUCAAUCGAAUAGAAUUCAAAAUAAAAUUAUGAUUUGAAAAAUGAAUAAUAAUAAAGAAAUAAAAAAAAUAUUCAAAAGAGUUUUUAAUAAUCAGAAAAACCCGUAUCAAUCAUAAAGCGUGAAACUCCUCACAUUUUUUAAGAGGAUACUCCUUAAGAUAAAAAUAUAAAUCAAGAAUAAAUAUAAAAAUUCAGGAGAGAUGAGAAAUAAUAUAAUUAGAUGAUAGAAUCUAAUUUAAAUCAAAUCUUUUUAUUUUAUACUAAAUAAUUUUAAACUCAUAAUAAAUAACAAACAAAAGAUUAAAUUUUAUAAAAAUAAGUUUUAAAUUUACAAUAAUUUAUGAAUUUUUGCAAAGAUUUUCAAAUACUAGAUUUAUAAGUGACUAAUGAAUUUAUAUAAUAAUAUGCUGGUCACAAUGUCUAAAAACCUUUGUAUAAAAUAAAAUAUAAAAAUAGAAUCGGAGGUUCUUACUUAAUUUCAAAAAAAAUCCUUGAGGAAAUUUUUUAGAAAUGCUCAAAUAUCCAUUAAUUAAGCUUUUAAGAGUUUUUAUAUUCAUUGAUUAAAAUAGCAGAUAUUGCAUUUCCAGUUUCAAACUCAUUAUAAGCAUUUUAUUAGUAUUUAGGCGUUCAUGAUCCAGAAUUCUAUUCAAAGUAGCUAAUAAAUGUUUAAGAUAUGAAUUAAACUCGAAUGCAAGUUCAAAACGCUCUUGAUAUUAAAUAAGAACCUAAAAUAACACAUUCAGUAGACAAUAAAACAAAAUCUCAAAACCAUAGAAUUAAUUAUUAAUAAAAAAUAUCUAAGUUGAAUUAGGUUUAAGUGCUACAGAAAAACUCUAAAAUAUACUCUAUUAGAAAUAAGGGAUAAUCUGUUAAAUACGAUUAUGGAGAUGAAAUUUAUGAUUUUGACCCUAGAAAAUUACUUUUAGAAGAAGAUCUAACAGACUAAGAGGAUGCAUUUUAUUUAAGAGAUUAUUAGCUAAGUAACCAAGGUGUAACUAAGAAAUAAGAACUUUUCAAGUAAUAUUAGGAAAGAAUCAAGUAUGAUUAGUAUCCAUAUUAAAAUUAAAAAUCUAAUAGUAAGCAAGGUUAGACAGAACAAAUUUAUAUUAAAUAAAACCAAUAAGAUUUAAAACAAAAUUUGAAGCUUCAACAGAAUACUAUGUCUAUAAAAACGAUUUUAGAAAAGGAUGAAGCCUAUCUGAUCAAUCCUAAAAUAAAUUAAACGACAAAAUAAUUGUAAAAGUAAAAAUUUUAAUAAAUUUAUCCUAAUUCAUUUGAACUUAGGAAUAAUUACAAUAUUUUAAAAUAACUUCCAGCCUUAAACCUAUCUUAUGCUUAGCCAAAUAUAAGUUCAUCGAUUGAGAGAGAAUAGUAAAAUACAUCCUAAAUUCACAAGGAAACCAAAGAAAACGCAAAAAGAUUGGAAACAAUGAAUGAGAAAAAAACUGAAUUGAAAGGAAUCUUAAAAAAUUAGUAUUAUUCAAUUAGAAAGAUUUUUAGGAAAUGA